CGCGCGACUGCGCAGGCGCAAGAGGGUGGUACCAAGGCGGUUGUGACAUGGGGGGGCGCGGAGGAGACGCCGGAAGUAGCGGUGGUACGGGUCCGAGCAGGGGGUAUUCACCGCCUGCCGAGUCCACCCGUGCGGCGGCAAGAGCAAAGGGCCGAGGAGGUGGGCGUGGCGGCCGCCUGAACACAAGCCCCUCAUUUCGCUCUUCGCGCGGAGCGGCGCCUCGUCGCUCCUCUCCACCAGCUGCGAUGAGCGAGCGCCUCCGCCCCAGGAAAAGGAGAAGGAACGGCAAUGAAGAAGAUAAUCAUCUCCCACCCCAGAGCAAAAGGAGUAGUAGAAACCCUGUCUUUCAGGAUUCCUGGGACACAGAGUCUUCGAGCAGUGACAGUGGCGGGAGCAGCAGCACCAGCAUCCAUAGCCCAGACCGGGCUAGUGGGCCAGAGAGCGGCUUAAGCCAGGUCAUGCCCGGAUCCAGCCCCAACACUCCUCAGCCCAUGCCUGAGCAGUCUGCCCUGUGCCAAGGCCCUUACUUCCACAUCAACCAGACCCUGAAGGAGGCCCACUUUCACAGCCUACAGCACCGAGGACGGCCUCUGACAUGAUGCACCAGAAGUUUCUUACCUUCUGUGAAGGGACAGUGCUGUGCAGAUUUGAUACUUCAACUUAGGAUUUGUUUUGAAAAAUUGCACACAGAAAAACCUGCCUGUUGGCUUUUCAGUCUAUUUGAAAUAACAGGUUAACAGGCAAUUGUUUACUUGUGGUUCUGCUGCACUAUUGCAAUUUCAAAGGGGCUUCGAAGCAAUUUUUUAUAGGAUUCUUUUGAGGGAGGGUAUGAUCCAUGUCAAGGUAGUGGUGUGAGGAAAUUUCAUCUGUGUGUCGCAUCCAUAGUGUGUCCAAUUCAGACUGAUUUCUCAAUCGGUCACCUAGAAGUUCUACUUUAUGUAAAAGGAUCUUUUAAAAGUGCGGGAUCUUCAAUUUUUUUAAUUCAGUAAACUAGGGAAGAGUAUCUAGUUUCCAUGAAAAAACUCGUUUUCCAAAAGAUAGGAAGCUUGAUUCAGUCUUGCACUGAAAUUAAUUGCCAUACUACCUCUUAGUAUAUAGACAUCCUAUGGAAAGUACUCUGUCUGUUUUAACAGAACAAUCAGAUCCAAUUUACUGUGGAAGUGAAGCACCCUCCCUAGUGACGGUCUCCACUCUUUGUUAUAUAUUUGUACUUCCAGGGAGAAUGUCCUUCAGACUCUUGGAUAGCCAGAUAACUUCUACAUCACUAUUCCUCCAGAGU
Heterocephalus glaber (naked mole-rat) is the source of this 1279-nucleotide messenger RNA. RefSeq names its product VCP nuclear cofactor family member 1 (gene Vcf1). NCBI's taxonomy places the organism in Eukaryota, Metazoa, Chordata, Mammalia, Rodentia, Bathyergidae. The record is from RefSeq and is a predicted model, not a curated record.